Messenger RNA from Papilio polytes (common Mormon), 2957 nucleotides. Its product is annotated as N-alpha-acetyltransferase 15, NatA auxiliary subunit-like. Bases 1 to 915 code for a protein of 304 amino acids. Gene Ontology annotation, biological process: N-terminal peptidyl-methionine acetylation. The transcript has 8 exons. The record is from RefSeq and is a predicted model, not a curated record. Gene Ontology annotation, cellular component: cytoplasm; NatA complex. Gene Ontology annotation, molecular function: protein-N-terminal amino-acid acetyltransferase activity. Lineage: Eukaryota; Metazoa; Arthropoda; Insecta; Lepidoptera; Papilionidae.
AUGCCAAUUAUGAAACCCGACGAAGUGCACGUGAAACUCGAUCCAGUUGUCCGGUUUCAGAGCAGGUCCGGUCCAUGUUUCGACAUAAAGGCGGAAAACUUAGCGCCGUCCGAGCUGAAGAAACUUAGAAAUAAACAGAGAAAAGCUAAACGUAAAGCGGAGCAAGAGAGUGCACUGGCAGCACAGGUUCAGGUGAAGCGGGAGCAGCACCACAAGGCGCGACAACAGCAGGAGCAGGGCGACCCUGAGGCGCCGCAGCUUGAUGAGCUGGUGCCUGAUAAACUGGCCAGGGCGGAGGACCCGUUAGAACAAGCAAUAAAGUUCCUUUUACCGCUGCGGACGCUCGCCGCGGAUAGAAUAGAAACACAUUUAAUGGCCUUCGAAAUAUACUUUAGAAAAGAGAAGCCGCUGCUGAUGCUGCAGAGCGUGAAGCGCGCGUGGCGGCUGCAGCGCGGCCACCACCACCUGCACGACUGCCUGCUGCGCUUCCGCGUCUGGCUGGACGCCGCGCGCCCCGCGCUGCACCACCACGUCGCAGAGGUCCUCGACACCGAGACGCAGCAGAUGAUGCAGGGGCGCAGCGCGCUGCAGAUGGCGGAGCAGUUUAUGAGCGGCGCGGCGCGCGACUCGCAGGCCGCGGCGCUGUGGGGCGCGCGCGCGCUCGCCCGCCUGCUGCCCGCGCGCACCGCCGCCGCGCUCGCGCACGCCACGGACAUGCACUACCCCGACCUCACUAUAGAGGGUUGCGUGGAAGUGUUAGAUAGUCUGAAAGACGGUGACUUCGGUCCGUGCGAGGAUGAAAUAGAGCAAUACAUAAAGGCGUGUCACACGAGGUUCCCGUAUGCGCUGGCGUUCAAGCCGCCGGGCGAGGCGCAGGCGGAGGACGCGCCGCCGCCCGCAGACACCUCCAACUGAGGGACUCAGCCCACACAUGUGGGGAACUGCGUUCGGUGAUAAUCGGUUUUGUUGCGCCAAUCAUUAGUGUCUUGUUUGAGUGGUCGUGGUUAUAGCCAAAUCUUCCAAGACAAUUGUAUCUUAUAGUUAUUUGAAGUGUUUGUAAUUAGUUACUUAAGACGGUCACGAAAUGAAGAGCGGAGCAGCGCACAGUGGCCUCAAAUUUCGACUUACACGGACAUUCAAAAUAUUAGAUGAAAAUUACUACGUAAGCUUAGAUUUAAAACCCACUGUGCACGCUCUGCCCUAUAAGAUCUAAGUAAAAUAAUUGCAUUGCACACUUCAAAUAAGUGAUUAUUUGGUUUAUAUCGACAUUUGCCUUGGAAUGACGGCCGAAAGCAUUAAAUCACUCUUAAAUAUUUCUAAUUUUUUCUAGUAAUUCUAAAUGACUGAGGUAUUUGUAUCUAUUCAGUAGAUACUUUUUAUAUUGCAUGUGAUGUGUUGUGACGUAAGAGUUAAGGAGAUGCCAUAUGAGUGGUAGCGCAACGCAAAAUUUUAUAGCGUCAAAUAUCAAUUCUAUUGUCGUUUAAGACUGAUGCGAUUUGCCGCGUGACGUUUGUACGUGUGGCAUAUUGCGUGGUUUACUGGCCAGAUCACUGGCACCAGUUACCUUUGACGUCAUGCCAGUGCUGCUUUUGAGCGCUACUGGACUUUACUGACAAACCAAGCAUUACUCUAGUGACAAUGAACCAGUGAUAAAUAUAUACUAAGGUGACACAAAACCGAAUAUUACUGCAAUUCAUAAUCGCCCACAAAUUUCAUAUUAGAUAAUAUUCGGCCUGACUUCUUCCUCUCAUCUAGUAAAUACAAAAUUCUCGUAUUGAUAAUGUUUUUUUUUAUUGUUUUUUUUUUGUACUGUUUGUAAAAAUAUUUUAAAUAACACAAGACCUUGAUGUACAGUCAAGUCUAAGAUUCAUUAACAAAACUCAAGUGAUGCUAGUAUCGCCUCAUGAUCACAAAUAUGAAAAUUUCAGUCGAAAUUAAGUCACAAAUCAAACAAAUUGCUCUCCAAAAUAUAAUGUUUAUUUUAUCCAUUUGAUUUUUUUAAUACAUUCUUUACUUUUCACAUGCAGUAUUUAUUACAAUUUCUUUAAAAUAUAUUAAAAGUGAAUGUUUAAACCGUAACGAAAAUACAGUUUUUACUGUAAAAUUCGGUGAGUUUAAAGUUAUUUACAAAUUGACAUUUUACGAUUUCAUUACUAAAAUAUCAUAAACAAAAAACUAUGAAAAUAUUUGUAUAUGUUUUUGGGUUAUGUAAACUCAGACAGAAAUCGAAUUAAUCCUUAAUUGGCAAAUACAUUUGUAUCGAUAUUGAUAAAACAAUCUGUUUUUAAACAAAGUAAACUUUAUUACUUUCCGAUUUAUUUUAUAAAAUAAUGUGUGGCCUCUGAAGUGUUCAAUAAAAUGCAAUUUAACAAAAUGUAUUUAGUAAACGUAAUUUAAUGACUGUUCUUAGAUGUAUAAAAAGUAAUAAAAUUGUGUGGCAAUUAUAAGGGGAACCUCAAGCAAUAUUUGACAAGUGAUGUGAGGUACGCUUUGUAAAUAAUUAUUAUUUAUAAGUUUUUACUGUACAAUAACAUUGGAAUACCAGAUCUAUGUCUAUUUCGAAUUAAAUUACAGUUUAAAAAUGUCAGGUUUUGUGUCAAAUGUACCUAGAAAGCUAUGAUUUUUGUUGAUUUUGAUUCUCUGUAGAUAUUUGUAAAGUUUGGACAAUAAUUAUAAAUACUCCGAAUUGUAACCGUGUGCACUUUAGUUAGAGAAAUUAAUUUCCAACCCAUGUGUCUUGAAAAAAAUGUAUGUUAAAUGCAUUUGACUUUUUUAAAUGUAAAAAAGUGAUAACUGAAAUCUUUCACUUCAAUAAGGAUACAAAUUCUGUUUUUUUUUUCAAUAAUAUUUUGUAUUUGCGACACAUUGUUGGUUUUCUGUUUGGUUGGUAUGAUUGGAGUAUUUUGUGCCCUCGUCAACUUGUACAUAAAGUAAUAAAAUUUUAUUUUACAAAAUUA